Messenger RNA from Brassicogethes aeneus, 1161 nucleotides. The record is from the annotation of a GenBank genome assembly. NCBI's taxonomy places the organism in Eukaryota, Metazoa, Arthropoda, Insecta, Coleoptera, Nitidulidae.
GUUGUAUGCAUAGAUAACAAAGGUUCAUGCUAUGGAGCUAAACAUGAACAGCAAAGAGGAUUUUAUAGUAGACAAAAAAAAUGUUUUGCAAAGUAGCAUAAUUAAUUCCACAUUAAGAGACUGGCAAUGCUUAAAAUGUGAAAUCACAGCGACUAAUUUGAUGUAUCCUGUUUUUCUGAUAGAAAAUGACGAUGACAUACAACCUAUUGAAAGUAUGCCAGGAAUAUCCAGAUUUGGUAUAAAUAAACUAAGAGAUCACUUAGAAAUUCAAGUUUGUAAUGGUUUAAAAUCAAUUCUUGUCUUUGGUGUUAUAGAGACGCUACCUAAGGAUAAAAUUGCUACUCAUGCCGAUAGCAAGGCAAAUCCAGUUAUAAAAUCUUUGCCUCUACUUCGUAAGUGGUUUCCAGAAGUAACUAUUGCAUGUGAUGUUUGUUUGUGUCCUUAUUCUGAAAGUGGACACUGUGGAAUUUUAAACAAUGAUGGUUCAAUUAAUAAUACAGCCAGCCUAAAAAGGAUAGGAGAAAUUGCCCUGGCUUAUGCCAAAGCAGGAGCUCAUAUUGUUGCACCAUCUGACAUGAUGGAUGGCCGAAUAGGUGCAAUAAAGAGUAUUUUACAAGCACACAAUCUUCUUAAUAAAGUAGCAGUUUUAUCUUAUACUGCAAAAUUUGCCUCCAGUUUUUAUGGACCCUUUAGAGAUGCAGCCAAAUCAAAGCCUGCCUUUGGCGACCGUAAGUGCUACCAGCUUCCUCCGGGUAGUUCGGGCCUUGCGAUUCGGGCAGCGGAUAGAGACGUACAAGAAGGCGCCGACAUGCUGAUGGUAAAGCCUGCCAUGGCUUACAUGGAUAUUCUAAAAGAGGUCAAGGACAAAUAUCCGCAUUAUCCGAUGUUUGUUUAUCAAGUAUCUGGAGAAUAUGCCAUGAUUUACCACGCUGCCCAAAAGGGGGCGUUCGAUCUGAAACUAGCUUUAAUGGAAAUUUUGGGCUCUCUUAGACGGGCAGGUGCUGACGUCAUUAUCACCUACUACACUCCAUUCGUUUUGGAGUUAAUUAAAGGCAAAAGCAAAUUGUAAAAAUUAAAAAGACAAACAAAUACAUAGGUUAUGGUGUUUAUUUAUUGUUUAAUAUAUUAAACAUUUUGUUGUCACUGCAAACUAUACGGUUU